Otolemur garnettii (small-eared galago) is the source of this 4678-nucleotide messenger RNA. It is a transcript of the gene FSD2, whose product is annotated as fibronectin type III and SPRY domain containing 2. Bases 248 to 2497 code for a protein of 749 amino acids. Gene Ontology annotation, molecular function: protein binding. The transcript has 14 exons. The record is from RefSeq and is a predicted model, not a curated record. Lineage: Eukaryota; Metazoa; Chordata; Mammalia; Primates; Galagidae.
GAAAGCCUGCCUGUCAGACAGAGACCAGUCUUGUAGCAGAAGUGUGAGUCUUCUGAGAAAUCAAAAAAAGAGGCAUUUAUGGACCCUUAGCAGGAGGGAGAGGCACCUGGGGUCCUAAAGAAGAGAGAAGGUGACAUCUCUGAGAAGCUGUGUGCCAGCCCCAACUGGGAUCCAAGAUAUUCACUAUUAACAGUCCAGGAAGGAUCUAUCUUAUACAAAGGAACUUCCCAGGGCUUCUGGAAUUACAAUGGAAGGGGAAGCUGGGGAGGAACUGGGGCCAGACAAGUCUGCCCCCAAAGAUUUCCACUUUUAUCAUAUGGAUCUCUAUGACACUGAAGACAGAUUACACAUCUUCCCUGAAGAAAACAUUAGGAUGCAGAGGGAUGGCAUCCAAGCUGAAGUGAGCAGUGAGCCGAGAGGGGAAGGGGAUGGUAAGAUUCAAAGAGACCUUCAAGAGGAAGUGGAUGAACUUGUCCAUUUAUACGGACUUGAAGAUGAUCAUGAGUUAGGGGAUGAGUUUGUUGAUGAAAACUUGUUCAGAGUAGGGGUUCCAGAAUAUCCUUCUCAUAUGAUGAAGAGGAGAGACCCAGCCAGGGAGCAGAGAGACUGGAGACUCACUGGAGAGGCAGCAGAGGCCAAGGACCUGGGCUUCAGAGGGUGGGGAUCAGCAGGUCAGUGCCAGGACUUGCGGGAAGCCUACAGGUACACGCAUGGCCGAGCCAGUGAGGAGUAUGAAUGCUAUGUCAUCCCUGAAGAGGAGGAUGAGGAGGAAGCUGCCGAUGUCUUCUGCAUCACUUGCAAAACUCAAAUAAGAGCUUUUCAGAAAACUUUUGAUGAACACAAGGAGCAUGAAGUGAUGCCACUCAGCAAGGCCCUGGAAAGCGCCAAGGAUGAAAUUCACAAAAACAUGUACAAAUUGGAAAAACAGAUUAUUGAAAUGGAAAACUUUGCCAACCACUUGGAGGAGGUUUUCAUCACUGUGGAGGAGAAUUUUGGAAAACAGGAACAAAACUUUGAGUCCCAUUACAAUGAGAUCUUGGAAACACUUGCUCAAAAAUAUGAAGAAAAAAUACAAGCUCUAGGGGAGAAAAAGAAGGAGAAGCUGGAAACAUUAUAUGGACAACUGGUCAGCUGUGGAGAAAACCUGGACACCUGUAAAGAGCUGAUGGAAACCAUAGAGGAGAUGUGCCAUGAGGAGAAGGUUGAUUUCAUAAAGGAUGCAGUGGUUAUGGCUGACAGACUUGGAAGAUUCCUGAAAACAAAGACAGACAUGGAAAUCUCUGCGCAACCUGACUUUGAAGAUCAGACCUUAGACUUCUCUGAUGUGGAGCAGCUAAUGGGCUCCAUUAACACCAUUCCAGCUCCUUCUGCUCCAGUGAUAAAUCCGCAGGCCCCCAACUCAGCCACGGGUUCCUCAGUCCGAGUGUGCUGGAGCUUGUACUCCGAUGACACUGUGGAGAGCUACCAGCUGUCCUACCGGCCAGUGCAGAACAGCUCACCUGGGAAGGACCGAGCAGAGUUCACUGUGACCAUCAAAGAAACAUAUUGCUCAGUGAUGAAACUUGUGCCGAAUACACAGUAUGAAUUUUGGGUGACGGCUCAUAACAGAGCUGGCUCCAGCCCUCCGAGUGAGCACGCAGUGUACAUGACAGCACCUUCUCCCCCCAUCAUCAAAACCAAAGAGAUAAGAAGCUGUGAGGAGGCGGCGCUGAUUUGCUGGGAGUCUGGGAACCUGAAUCCCGUGGACUCAUACACCAUGGAGCUGACCCAGGCAGAAAGGCCGGAGGCUGCAGGUGUAACUGAAUCUGUCGUGGGCAUCCCAACCUGUGAGUCCCUGGUGCAGCUACAGCCUGGGCAAAGCUACCUGGUCUGUGUGCGAGCCCUCAACGUGGGGGGGCCCAGCGAGAGGAGUCAGCCUGUUGCAGUCCAUACCAAAGGAAGCUACUUUCACCUCAACGAGGACACCUGCCAUCCCUGGCUGGCCAUUUCUGAAGAUGGGUUUACAGUCGUCAGAAGCGAAAGGCAGACCACUGCCAGGGAGCCACUCCCCAGCAGCGCGCGCUUUACCAGGUGUGUUGCUGUCAUGGGAAAUCUGAUCAUGGUCCGAGGGCGCCAUUACUGGGAGGUGGAGGUGGAUGAGUUUUUGGACUACACAGUUGGCGUGGCCUUUGAAGACGUCCCUAAACAGGAGGACCUGGGAGCAAACCGCCUUUCCUGGUGCAUGAGGCACACAUUCACAUCAUCAAGGCAUAAGUAUGAAUUUCUGCACAACAGAACAACUCCAGAUAUGAGAAUAACAUGUCCCCCAAAGAAGAUUGGCAUUCUAUUAGACUAUGAAAAUUCAAAGUUGUCAUUUUUCAAUGUGGACAUUUCUCAGCAUCUGUACACAUUCAGCUGUCAGCUUUACCAAUUUGUACAUCCCUGUUUUUCUUUGGAAAACCCUGGGUGUCUAAAGAUACAUAAUGGUAUUUCCAUGCCAAAGUCUAUCACUUUCUGACCAUUCUGAUGUCCAGUCUCCUCUCUUGAAUUCCUACGCCUCUUGCAGCCACUCUCACCUCAGCUGGCCAACCUUUGUAUUCAAGCAACAUGCAGCCAGUACAUUCUGUAGCUCAUAUAACUGGCAGACAAGUGUGCUGGCUCUCAUUUCACCCGACCCGGAUUCCAUGCACUGCUACCUAUGUGAUGCUAGGGUAACCAUUACCAGGCCUGGCCGUAAAAUGAGGGUUCAGACUAAAUGAACACAAGUCUUUUAAGUUGUCAAAAUGUAUUUGUCUAUUUGUGUACAUGCAGAGAUUCUUGAGUCUCCAAGACUUAAAGAGCUCAGGGGAGGAGAGAAGCCUUAGUGGCUCCAACAGCCAGUACACUUUUCAUAGGUCAAUGAAGAACAGACUUGAGAAGGCCAGAGGCUGCCCAGGAAACCAGGGACCUCAUAUACCCUUCUUGAUGCCCUCUCCCCUUCUAUUUGUACAUAGUGAGCAGCACUGUCUUUGUAACACCCCCGUGCUGCUUUCCAAUUCUAAAAGUACCUCUAUAAUGCCUAAUUCCAUGAAGGCAGGGAUGGUAUCUGUUUUGUUUAUCACUUGAUCCCCAAGGGCUACUGCUGACACCUAAUAUUUGUUGAUAAAUGAAGAUCUUCAUCUAGCUCCCUAUGAAAGAUGCCAGGGUUCUCUACAGCAAAGGAUCUAUGACCAGGAGAGAGGUAAACCUUGAGGGAGGCAGUGAGAAACAGAAGGGCAAGUAUGCCCUGAUGGCAAGUCGAGGGAAAUGGAGCACUCCUGCUACUACAGCAGCUACACCUCCGUGUGGUGCUUCCACUGUGUGUGUGCUGAGGAGGGAGCCUGGGGAGGUAAAACAGAAAACAUUACACAUACGUGUGGUGCUUUCACUGUGUGUGUGUUGAAGAGGGAGCUUGGGAGAUAGAUGGAGGUAAAAUGGAAAGCAUUAGUUGCAACUGAUUCUAUAAACUGUCCAACAAUGUAAAAAGAACCAGAUUUGAAAUUAGAAGACAUAUGUUCGAUUGCUUUAUAGCUACUUUGCCUUAUGACUCUGGAAAAGUCACCUUAUCUUCUGGAGCUCCUGUUUCUCUUUAAUAAACAAGAGGAAAAACACUUGUCUCACAGGACUGGGAGACCUAAUGACAAGCUUGAGAGCACCUAAUAAUAUAUAGUAUAUUCCAAGUGCACAACAAUUUAAAAACAAAACAUCAGCCUACCACAGCGCAAAGCUGAGCACUAACGGGCUUGAAGGUGUCCUGCCUCACCACCCCCACGCCAUUGUGAACGUCACCCAACUCUGCCAGCUGCAUUCCUGGUUCUCUGGUUUCAAUUUCCAGUGCCACUUAAGCUCUGCACAAACAGCAUUUUCAAAGCUUGUAAGUCAAGCUACAGAGAACUCCCAUUGUGAAGCAAUUAUCAGAGACAAUUCAGUUUCAUGUCCCAUGGAUGCCUCUCUCUAAACCCAGAGAUGACCUAAUCUUAUUACUUACGUCAGCGGUUCUCAACCUGUGGGUCACGACCCACAGAACUGCAUUAAAGGGUUGUGGCAUUAGGAAGGUUGAGACCCACUGACUUACAUGUUAACUGAAAAGGUGUUUCACUUUAAAACUUUCCCGUUUUCCAGUAUAUGCUAAGUCUAACACACUGAACACUUCUCAUCUCCUGCUGAACUCUGCUUACUGGUAGAAGCAACAGCUCAGUUUCCUGAAUUAACAACUCACCCUAACAACAGCUCAUUACAAGACCUGCUCCACCCCACACACAUCUGCUCUGCUGGGCUGGAUCACUACCCUGAAAUAGGGAAGGUACAGCACAUGGAAGCACAAAAAUGGUUCAAGUUAUAAACAAUUGUAUGUGUGUGUACACUCAAAAAAGCUCUCAGCUACUGAAAUAGAAACUACCAAGUAGAAAACAGGAUAUCACACAGAUGGCACAUUUGAAUUCAAGAUUCUAACAGGCUUUCUAGAAUAUUUUAAUAUGAACAUGGGUAAAUGGAAAAAAAAACUAGACACUUUUAAGUUUUAAUAAAAUUUUUAUUUGACCCCAAAAACUGUCUAAAACUAUCUUUGACAUUUAAAAUCCACUAAAUAAGGCAGAUAAGCAAGCAUCCCAGUUAUUCCACAUAAAGAACCUUUGUUGAAACAUCCUUCUCAUUUAUUUAGAAAAAAAGAAAGUCAGUAACA